AUGGCAGACACAUCAGCUGCAGCAGCAGUGCUCAACCUGCUCGCAGAACGUGUUUCCCUAAUAGAGACGAGUUCCUUUGAGUCCCACAGCUCUAUCAUGCCAUCUCCCUCAUCUGCUGCAACGUCCUUCGAGCUGUUCUCGAGAAGCCCCCAAGACCAAGCUGCUCCGUCUUCAGUGCAGGCUCCCAAAGAUAUUCAAAAUCAAGCUGGUUCAGCUCAGCAGUCUCAAACCGCUUCCACGCCUCCUCUGUCCUUCCCCUCCCUCCCCUCGGAUAUUCACCACCUCGUCCUGACCGAGUACCUUCCCUACAAUUCUAUUGUCGCCCUUCGGUCCGCCUCUUCCCACUUCAGAUCCCUCAUCCCUCCCUCUACACUAAAACGUCUCCGCGAAAAAGUCAUUGCCAGUCUCCUCGCCGAUGAACGGGCCAUCCUGAACAAAUGGCUUCCCCAACCUUAUGGCCGCUAUAACGGCCGACCCUCACCCUACAUGACCUGUUACUCCUGCCUACAAUCUCUCCCAACCACAGAGUUCUUCGCAUCACAGGUCAUCGGAUCGAGAGGCAUCGGUCGAAAACGCGCCGUGGACCGCUGGUGCAAGCCCUGCGGACUCAAAUAUGGCAAAAUCCGGCACGGAAAGUGGAUGGAAGAAGUCAACUACGGGUAUGCGGAUCAGCUCCGAUAUGAGACUGUUAUGGGCGGGCAGCAGCUGAAGCUCGAGAACCCAUGUGUCACAUGCUCAUUUAGAGAUCGAUAUGAUAGCCAGCCGGUCUGGUGGGGCUGCGUGGAUUGCUUCAAGAAGGAAGAGAAGAGGUUACAGAAGCAAGACUCUGAGCGUCGGAGGGAUGUACGACGGCAUUGCAGCCGAGUCAAGCAUGGCGUCAAGGCGUUCGUGGAGCCGGAGUAUCUGCGUGAGUUGGGUCAGGAAGUUGGGUGGUGGAUGAGCGCAAACAUGGGCUGGCAUGCUCUGGUGCGGAAGGGACACACCGUUUAUUGGUGGGUCAAGGAUGAGAGCUUUCUGACAAGGGCGUCUAGGACUUGUGGCCGGGUUGGGAGAGUGUUGGAUCCGAGAAAGAUACAAGAGCCUGGCCAGAAGCUAGGUAGGAGAGCGAAGAGAGCUGUUGGUGCUAUGUUUGACAUGGGCAAGAAGAACAAAGAGAAAGAAGGCAGCACUACAGAGGGUGAAACAUCAUCGGCACAAACUGAAGAUUGCGUUAUCUGCUGCGCUGCAGGCCUAGAUAGCGCAACACUGGAAGCUGACACCAAUCUCACAAAAUCAACGGUAAAAGCGCCGUCAUCGCACCAUUCCCAUCAUCAUCAUCAUCAUCACCACCACCACCACCACAUCGCUCCUCCGCAUCGAGAAGUCCGCUGCUGGCGCUGCUGGCGAGCCAAGCGCUCCCGUCGUCAACGUCGCCACGAUGAUGGACUCGCGUACGCUCUUCCGCUCCCAAAGGAAAGAUGGUGUGACGGAUGCCAAGCCGAGCAUGAACACUUUGUUGCACUGGGAAGGGAGAAAAGAAAAGGUGUGGGAGGUGAUGAGCGGAGGAAGACUGUGCCGACAUUGAGGGAGGAGAAGGACACCGCUGAGAGCAUGGAUGAACCUGAAGUGAAUGAAGAAGAGGUAGAUGCUGAGCUGGGGCUCGGUGGGUUGUUUGGCGAGACUUGA
Molecule: messenger RNA, 1665 nt
Organism: Endocarpon pusillum Z07020
Lineage: Eukaryota; Fungi; Ascomycota; Eurotiomycetes; Verrucariales; Verrucariaceae
Exons: 1
Coding region: 1-1665 (554 amino acids)
Source: RefSeq, a predicted model, not a curated record